AUCAGCCCUCACUGCCACGUCUCUCCUGGGGAGCAGCAGCCACCGCUGCGAGGGGAAAAGGGAGCGGGCGAGCGCGGGGAAAGGUGGCGAGAGAAGGAGCGUGGGGCGGGGGCUGGACUAGGUUCUCCCGCCCCCUCCCUCCCCACUGCUCCCCGGGGAGCUGCCGACCCCCGACCCCCUGCAGCUUGGCCCUGCUGGGCAGGUGGCUGCACCUGCCCGUUUGGCCGUGGUGGGUGCUGGCAGGGUGGGUAGGUGCUAGGCGAGUCUCCCCGCGGGGUGGGGAGCCGGAGCCAGGCCACCCGCCUGCCCGUGCCACCUGGGUAAGACGGUGCCUGCUGCUGCCAGGGCUAGGGAGGGACCCCGGGCUCUGCAGCGGCAGCAAAGCAGCAGCUGCUGGUGUUGGGGGAGGGGGCUGGAGUGUGGCUCUUUGUUGCUGCUGUGUGAACGGGACCCUCCUCCUGGCUGAUGUCUGAGCUGCACCACUACCUCCUCCAUCUGCACUUCGAUGUAACAAACCAACGCUGUCUGUAGUCCAGUAUCCUGCCUUUGACAGAUACUAAUGCCAUAUUACAAAGGAGGCUGAAGAAACCCACUGUGCCGCUGGGUAACUGUGUAACCCUAUACUCUUGAGCUGGGAAGGCUUUGGGGUUGUUGUCUGGGUCUCAGGGCAGAGCCUGCUGGAGGCACUGGAAGUGGAUCGGUUCCUUGUCAUGCCCGGUGGAAGGAGGGGACCCAGUCGGCAGCAGCUAAGCCGUUCAGCUUUGCCUUCUCUCCAGACUUUGGUUGGCGGGAGCUGUGGCAACGGCACUGGUCUGAGAAACAGGAAUGGUAGUGCAAUCAGCCUCUCAGCUCCUCCCAUAACGGCCUUGAUCACCCCAGAGCCUGUUCGUCACUGCCGGAUCCCUGACCUGCCACUGGACGGCAGCCUUCUCUUUGAAUUCCUCUUCUUCAUCUACCUGCUAGUGGCCCUCUUUAUUCAGUACAUCAAUAUCUACAAGACUGUCUGGUGGUAUCCCUACAAUCACCCUGCCUCCUGCACCUCUCUGAAUUUUCACCUCAUUGAUUACCACCUGGCGGCAUUCAUCACGGUGAUGCUGGCGCGGAGGCUGGUGUGGGCCCUCAUCUCCGAGUUCAACUUUAGAAGGCCCUAUUGUAGGAAUAACCUAGCACAGGGAUCAUCAGCCUCCAGCACGUGGCCCAUCAAGGCCUUUCAGGUGGGCGCAACAUCAGUGAUUCACUACAUGGCACUGAUUAUGGCGUGCCUGGUGUUUAUGCUGUGCAGUUUGGUACUUUGCUGGACUCUGGUCAAUCUGUUCUGCAGCCAUUCUGUGCUCAACCUCCUCUUCUUGGGCUACCCGUUCGGUGUCUACGUUCCCCUGUGCUGCUUCCACCAAGACAGCAGAGCGCAGCCCCUCCCAACCGACUGCAGCUACCUGGUGCAGGAUCAGAUGGUGGAUGACGGGACGUUGGGCAUUGGCAGCCUGGUGAAACCCAAAGACUUCUUCUCCCUCCUGUGGGAGUGCCUGAAAGAACAGUUCAAUAAUCCUACGACCAUCCCAACCCACAGUUGCCCACUCUCCCCAGACCUCAUCCGCAAUGAGGUGGAGUGCCUAAAAGCGGACUUCAACCGCAGGAUGAAGGAGGUUCUCUUCAACUCCCUCUUCAGUGCCUACUACGUGGCCUUCCUGCCACUGUGCUUCGUGAAGAGCACCCAGUACUACGACAUGCGCUGGUCCUGCGAGCACCUCAUCAUGGUGUGGAUCAACGCCUUCGUUAUGCUCACCACGCAGCUGCUGCCCCCCAAGUACUGCGAUGUGCUGCACAGAUCGGCCGCCCACCUGGGCAAGUGGCAGAAGCUAGAACAUGGCUCCUACAGCAACGCCCCACAGCACAUCUGGUCAGAAAGUACGAUCUGGCCACAGGGCGUGCUGGUGCGACACAGUCGAUGCCUGUACAAGGCAGUAGGGCCUUACAAUGUAGCAGUGCCUUCAGAUGUCUCCCACGCCCGCUUUUAUUUCCUCUUUCACCGUCCAUUACGGCUGCUCAACCUGCUUAUCCUCAUCGAAGGCUGUGUCGUCUGCUACCAGCUGUACUCCCUGCUGCGCUCUGAGAAGUGGAACCACACCCUCUCCAUGGCCCUCAUCCUCUUCUGCAACUACUAUGUCUUAUUUAAGCUCCUUCGGGACCGGAUAGUAUUGGGCAGGGCCUACUCUUACCCGCUCAACAGCUAUGGACUCAAGGCACAUUAACCUGCCAAACGCUCCAAGGGGUGGGGGUGGGAGAGAAUGUCAGAAAAACUAUUUUCGUACAGUUCUAUUUUUUCUUAUGCUGUUUAUAAAUAUUUAAGAUAUUUUAUAUUUUGUAUACUAUUGUUUUGUGGGGCGGGAAGGGGGCAAGUGGCAAUUAAAUGUCGCUUUAUAAACAAGGUGUUAUUUUAUAUAUAUAUCUAUAAAAUCAGUGUGUAUAUACCGUAUAUCUAUAUCCAUACAUACAGUUAUGUGAAGCAA
Messenger RNA from Chelonoidis abingdonii (Abingdon island giant tortoise), 2507 nucleotides. Lineage: Eukaryota; Metazoa; Chordata; Testudines; Testudinidae. The record is from RefSeq and is a predicted model, not a curated record.